This is a messenger RNA of Entamoeba dispar SAW760, 846 nucleotides long. RefSeq lists its product as uncharacterized. The record is from RefSeq and is a predicted model, not a curated record. NCBI's taxonomy places the organism in Eukaryota, Evosea, Mastigamoebida, Endamoebidae. Bases 1 to 846 code for a protein of 281 amino acids. The transcript has a single exon.
AUGUGUGUGUCAUUAACAUCAAUUAACAUACCAAGUAUAUUAACAUCAAUUGGUGCACAAUGUUUCAUUGAUUGUAAAUCAUUAACAAGAAUUGACAUACCAACAUCAGUUAAAACAAUAGGAGAAGAAUGUUUUAGAAGAUGUACAUCAUUAAAAUCAAUUGAUGUUCCAUCAUCAAUUAGUGUAUUAGGAAAAAGUUGUUUUAGUGGAUGUUGUUCAUUAACAUCAAUUACUAUUCCGUCGUCAAUUAGUAUAUUAGGUCCUCACUGUUUAGACUCAUGUAAAUCGUUAAGUAAUAUUGAAUUACCAACAAGUAUUAAAGGAAUAGGAGUUAGUUGUUUUAUUUUAUGUUCAUCAUUAAAAUCAAUUAACAUACCUACAUCAAUUAGUAAAAUAGGAUAUUAUUGUUUUAAAAAAUGUUUUUUAUUAACAAAAAUUAAUUUACCAACAACAAUUAGUGAAUUAGGAAAUUAUUGUUUUAAUGAAUGUAAAUCAUUAAAAUCAAUUAACAUACCAACAUCAGUUAAGAUAUUAGGAGAUGGAUGUUUUAAAGAUUGUAAAACAUUAACUAGAAUUAAUAUACCAAUAAGUGUUAAUGAAAUAGGAAGUGAAUGUUUUUGUAGAUGUUUAUCAUUAAAUUAUAUCAAUAUUCCAAGAAAAGUUAAAGAACUAAGAAAGGAUUGUUUCAAAGGAUGUUCAUCAUUAAGUGAUAUUGAUAUUCCAACAACAAUAAGUGAAAUAGAAGAAGGAUGUUUUGAUGAGUGUCCAUCAGAAUUAAAAAAGAAUAAAGUAUUAAAGAAAAUGUAUUAUCGAAAAUAUUAUGAUGAUGAUUGUAUCAUUGUUUAA